This is a messenger RNA of Lytechinus pictus (painted urchin), 1737 nucleotides long. RefSeq lists its product as uncharacterized. The transcript is spliced from 6 exons. Bases 205 to 909 code for a protein of 234 amino acids. The record is from RefSeq and is a predicted model, not a curated record. Lineage: Eukaryota; Metazoa; Echinodermata; Echinoidea; Temnopleuroida; Toxopneustidae.
GUGGAAGCCACCACGUGUGUCCAUUCAUCAGUUCAUUCAUUCUCGACCGACAAGCAUCUCGACUUCUACCAGUGUUAAGUCGAAAGAGUUACCACUUUUAUUUGGGGUUUUCGUCGGAGUUUGUGAUUAUCUUGCCGAAUCUUACCCAAGUUUUACAGAGUUUUAUUUAUUGUCAUACAGUCUACAGCAAUUGUUGCCGACGCCAUGUCCUUGAGGUCCUUGGUCGGGGUCCCUGUCGGCUACGUCACCGUUGUCGGUGUCGUAUGCUGCAUGGGUAUUCUACAGACAAGCGCAGCCUCUAUCGUCGAGAAAUUACAUAACAGCAGAACGAGAACGAAACGACAGUCUUUAUCAAACGACAGGUGCAAACUGGACAAGGGCAUACACAGACAACUAACAGAGAUUGAAACAGAUAUUCAGAUGAUCUUCAUUCGCUACGUAUUUGACUCUCCGGGGGCAGAAUUAUUGGAAAGCUCUUCGUGUUUUCCUCCAUUACAUUCCUCGGGACACAACGGACAGUGGAUUGCUGCUCGAGUAGAACAGAUCCGCCAAUUUAUGCCGUGGUAUAGAGAGAUAGAGAGGCAAGCAAACCAACCUCAAACAGUUCUUCACUCCGGCUUUUAUCCAGCUUUCUUAGGUCUCGUUAAUUUGAUCAAUUCUACUGUGGAUCGACUAGAGCAAAGAGUAGAGACUUUGAAGAAUCGUUCGGUGUGCGCAUGUCCAGAGAGUGUACUGGACGCCACAGAAGUUUUAACAACAAGUUGUCAUGUGAUACCCCCUCCUGAUGUGAUAGCCCCCGAAUCUUUGCGAGCUCAAAUUUCUAGCGUCAUUAGGCUACUCCUUCAAAUCAUAAGCGACCUCCAUUUAAGAAGGGUGCGAGAAACUAUAUGCAGGACUGUCCCAUUGUGAUGACGUCAUCAUUCAUACUAGCCAAUCACCGACGUCUGCUCCGUUCUGGAACACCAGGGCUCCGUAACAUAAAGGUGGACGACGAAAUGCAAAUAUGAAAGAAACCCUCUGAUUGGAUCGUGCAUGGUGAAAGCACGCGUGCAAUGAUGGUUUUAAUUAGUUAUUCAUAUUUAGGUAUUGGUUACAAACCUUUAUGAUACGGAGCCAAGAUGUUAAAAUCUUUAGCCAAAAAUCUGAAACCAAUCUAUCGUACUUAAUCUCUUUAUUUUCUACAAUGUAAGUCUAUAUGUAUAUAUCGUUUUCCCUUCACAUUAUUUAUAUAAACGUAUGUCGUUAAGACGAAUUUGUCUAUAAUCUAUUUAUUGAAAAUCAUUUGCUAUUGUAAAAGUUAAUGUAUUUAUAAGCCUAUCAAUGUCUUCGAUUGAAUAUAACUGAAGAAUUGAAUCAUUAAUAUGGGAUAAAUGAUGAUAGAUAUGUGUAUUAUCUUUUAUAUCAAAGUUGAUAGGUUAAAACAUUGAUGCUAUUUGUUGCCGAAUAUAUAUUUGUAGUUUGAUGUUAAGGUUCAUAGCUCUCCUCCUGUUACAACAUUAAAGAAAAUUAUAUAUUUUUUAUGAAAUUAUAAAUAUGUGUAUCACUGUGUGUUAUCAAAAUCUGAUUAUAUUAAAUACAAGAGUGACAAGCUUGCACAAUUUAUAGAAUGUUCUUAUAAUAUGCAAGUUGAUUUUUCUUCUUUUGAAUUUUUUGGACAUAUUGUGACUUCAACACGCAGUUGGUAGGCGAGGGUUUGAACAAACUAACGGUAUUAAAAAUAAUUCCACAAAAAUACGU